Molecule: messenger RNA, 1461 nt
Organism: Aureobasidium namibiae CBS 147.97
Lineage: Eukaryota; Fungi; Ascomycota; Dothideomycetes; Dothideales; Saccotheciaceae
Product: nucleotide-diphospho-sugar transferase
Exons: 3
Source: RefSeq, a predicted model, not a curated record
UGGCGAUUCCUCUGUACUAAUUCUCGCCUACGACCCAGACUUCGACUCGUUGGUCCAACAGUUCCACAUGCUGAUGUUAUCAUCACAACAUGCGGCGAAGAAAUUGACGUUGUUAUGGACACUGUUCGAGCAGCAUGUGAUCUCGACUAUCCUGCAGACAGAUACAGGGUGCUAAUCACUGAUGAUGCUGCCAAUCCAGACUUGGAAACACAAAUAGCAGCUCUGGCAAUCAGAACUCCGGUCACACUCUUGUACUAUGCAAGAACAACCAAAGGCGGUAUGAAGGCAGGCAACAUGAAUUCCGCGCUCAACUAUCUGCACAGUCUUGGUGCAGCCGAAUUCUGCACCUUCUGUGACGUCGAUAUGGUGUUCGAACCAGAAUUCCUUCGCGCCACGCUUCCUCUGCUAAUCAACGACGAUUCAGUUGGAGUGGCUGUUGUCCCGCAGAGGUUCUAUAACGUACCGACCAAUGAUCCGCUUUACCAAAGUCUCAACGUGGAUGGAAAGUUCGACGAAAUCCAACGUGAUAGCAUGAAUUGUGCAUGGGUGACCGGCCCCGGUGUCGUGUUCCGUUGCAGUGCGAUCAGAGACAUUGGAGGAUUUCCUGAGAAUGCCCUGGCUGAAGAUAUCUUGACUGGCUUCACUCUUCAGGGUCGUGGAUGGAAGGUCGUAUACUGCCGCGAGGAGCUACAGUUUGGUCUCGUACCAGACACCUUCAAGGCUCACGUCACGCAACGAAUGAAAUGGUUCGUCGGACGGCUGCGCAACUCCCGCAGGCUCGACUGCGCUAUAUUCUCACCACUGGUGAAAGGCAUGACAUGGAAACAGAGGAUCUCCGCGAUAUGUCAUUGCGCCUCGCCCGUCGCGUCCAUGAUGAACAGGCCGCUCUGUUCCUGCAUUAUUCUUGUGCUCAUUGCUUCGGGACGACCACUCAUUACCGCAAAGUCGAGUGACCUGCAGAACAUCAUAUUCGUAUACUUUCUGUUUAGGAUCACAAGUUUCAUCGAAGAUUUACUCGCGAGUACAGGGUGCGGCUAUCUGGCGCUACGUCGAAGAAUCGAAGGUAUGCACUGGCUGCAUACCCACCUGUUCUUUGCUCUCGCCAAAGAUCUGUUCCCAAAGUCACUGGCCGGACCUCGUAUUGGAUUUGUACCGACUGCGUUGGCAGAGUCCAAGACCCAGGAACGUCACCCUGAUCGCCGUCCUGGACUCGUUCAACGGCUGCGAGUGAUGUUCCUUUAUCAAGACCUGUGGUAUCAUGUUGCCUUGGCUGCAUUCGCAGCAGCAGUCUUCGUGUUGGGACUCGUGAAAGCAGGCGACCACGGAUCUCUGCAGUACCUCCUGACCCAUGUGCUGGUUCCCGGCGCCGCAUGGAGCAGCCACUUUGCCUCGCUCAGACCAAUCGCAUAUGCUGUUGCACCUCCAACCAUGCCAGAGCGACGGGAGCUGAUGUAUCAGGAC